Molecule: messenger RNA, 4688 nt
Organism: Ostrea edulis (European flat oyster)
Lineage: Eukaryota; Metazoa; Mollusca; Bivalvia; Ostreida; Ostreidae
Product: major facilitator superfamily domain-containing protein 10-like
Exons: 14
Coding region: 199-1575 (458 amino acids)
Biological process (GO): transmembrane transport
Cellular component (GO): brush border membrane
Molecular function (GO): transmembrane transporter activity
Source: RefSeq, a predicted model, not a curated record
CGCGGAAGUGAAAUUGUGUCAAACACAUGUUGAGUGAUCAUGUUCUAUAUUUUGAAUCUGUCCUGUUCUAUCAAUUUACGAUGACGUAAGAAAUAUUGAUAACAGAUUAGUGCAAUAAUUAGAAACCACUGGGCCAAUUUCAACCAAACUUAGCACAAAGCAUCCUUGGGUGAAGAAGAUUCAAAGUGAGCAGUUACCAUGGCAAAAGACAGGUCACAAAAUGGUGCAAGCGCCCCCUCAGACAGCGACAAGGGAGCUAAUCGUGCCUUGUAUGUGGUUUUUCUGUCGCUGGUCAUCGAUCUUCUGGGGUUCACGCUGAUUCUGCCCCUUUUACCCUCCAUACUGGAUUACUAUGGCAACAAUGAAGAGGAUUCUCUGUACAAGUCCAUAAAAGACUCGGUGACAGGAUUCCGGGAACUGGUAGGGGCCCCCGACACACCCAGGUGGAACUCUGUACUGUUUGGAGGUGUGAUUGGUUCCCUUUUCUCCAUGCUGCAGUUUUUAGCUUCACCAGUUAUGGGAGCAGCAUCAGAUGUCUAUGGCAGGAAACCUAUUCUUGUUGUUUCCAUGAUAGGUGUGGCGGUAUCUUAUGCCCUGUGGGCAGUCUCACACAACUUCACCCUGUUCGUCAUUGCCCGCAUCAUCGGGGGCCUCAGUAAGGGGAAUGUCAGUAUUUCUACUGCUGUCAUUGCUGACAUAUUUCCCCCAGACAAAAGAGGGAAAGGCAUGGCCUUUGUUGGUGUGGCUUUCUCAGUAGGAUUUGUGUUCGGACCAAUAAUUGGGGCCGUUUUCUCCAGGUUUGCUCGAGAACAGCAGGGAGUUUUCUACACUGCCCCUGCCCUUUUUGCACUUGCCUUAGCUGUGAUAGAUGUGAUUUUUGUUGUCAUGUUUUUCAAAGAAACACUCCCACAACAUCGAAGGGCAAAGUCCAUUUCUUCUGGUUUGCAAAACACUUCUCACCUCAUCAACCCUGUAUCUCUCUUUAAAUUUUCACCUGUGACCAACAUAACUGCUCAAGAUUUGUCUGCUAUGCAGAAGAUUGGUGCUGUGUAUUUUCUGUAUCUUCUGCUGUACUCAGGACUCGAGUUUACCCUCACCUUCCUCACUCACAACAGGCUCAAUUACGACAGUAUGCAGCAAGGAAAGAUGUUUUUCUUCCUGGGGACCAUAAUGGCUCUCGUUCAGGGUGGUUAUGUCAGAAGAAUACCGGCUGGAAAAGAAAUCAAAAUAGCCACAAUGGGAAUGACAUUUCUGAUACCAGCCUUCCUGUUCAUGGCUUUUGCCUACAGUGCUAGUAUGAUGUACAUUGGCCUCACACUCUUUGCUUUUGCCUCAGCCACAGUUGUUCCUUGUCUGACAACACUGAUCUCAGGAUUUGGAGGCAUGGAUCAAAAAGGGGUGGUGCUGGGAGUGUUUAGAUCACUGGGGGCUUUGGCCAGAGCUUUCGGUCCAGUUUUAUCAAGUAUAGUGUACUGGAGCUGUGGUGAAAAGGUUUGCUACAUAUCUGGUGCAGUUCUACUUAUCAUUCCUUAUGUCAUGCUCAGAAAGAUCAAAGCCUCUUCUCACACUGCUUAACGGGUCUUAUGAUUGGAGGCUAGCACCGUUCUCCUCUGUUACAGCAUUUCUGAUUAGUCAGCAGGAUUUAAGUGUGAUCUCAAGCUUUACCACUGCUCUACAUAUUUGUUAAUACCAUUUUCUAUAUUGCAUCUCAGUGUGUACGAUAUGUAUUUCUACAUGUACCGUAUUCCAAAGGACCACGUAUGAUAACCAAAUUCAACAGUCAUGCUUUCGUUUCAAAAUUAAAUCAUUUUGAGCAAGAAUCUUGAUGCAACUCAGGCCUGGAGGUUAUAAAACUUUUUUGAGCACAUUUUCAUACUCAAAAUCAAACUCUGUGCUCUAAAUCGUACUCAUACUCGAAAGUCAAGGUUAUAAAGCUUUUAUGAAAUUAUUCUUAUACUCAAAUGGAGUCCCUGCUCAAGACUUUCGAGUAUGCUUGGAGCUUGCUCAGAGUUGUACUCAAAACAUACAUGACUGAGUUUGAGCAUAAGUACUGUAAAAGUUUUACAACCACCAAGCCUGUUGUUAUUCUCAUGAAUCUAAUCAAAAUGACUUAGAACCAGAAUAAUGACACCAAAAAAACAUAUCAUGGAUUUGUCUCUCCUGCACACAUGAUACAAAAGAUUUUGCUUGUCCAAAGCUGCAUUUUACUUUUUAAAAAAUUUAAUAUUCAGAUUUCAAAAAAUUGUGUCUUUCUCUGUGUUUUUUAAAGAUUGUAAAUAUUAAAGUUAAGUUACUGAAAAAGAUGGAGCCUUUCUUUAAAACUAAAAACAAUUAUUUUUUCAGUGGUUUAAAAUUAAAAUGGCUGUUAUCAUACAUAGUUCAUUUUAAAGUUCUGCCACAAAAUAUUUUUAAAUUUAGUUGUUGUUACAGAAAUGGUGGUGUCUGCUGAUACUUAUGAAUUUAUUUUUUUUCUGAUAUAAGUUUUCCAAGCCACUAUAUUAAAAUGUAUACAUUCUAAACUUAAGGUUUUCUACAGAAAAGCUCAGUGAUUAUUUGGGAAUAUGAACUUAAUUUUGUGUGAGUCAUUUUUUUCGGUUUCGUUGAUGUACUUAUGAUUUUAUAGAUACUGUUGGUGUACACUGAAAUGUCAUAUAAAUUGUGUGUUUUGUUGUAGUUUCAAAUUCAUGGGUUGGGUACCUUCAAAAGACUAGAAAAAUUAUACCCCCCACAGAAUCUAAAGAUUUCACUAUUAUAUGACAUAGAAGUGCUUUAGUCAUUCGAAUGCAUGCAAGUUAUAACAUUUCGUGCCAAGCUAUUAUAUUUGUCAAACGUCAAAUUGUACAUUAAAUUUGAUCUUUCAAUAUCAAUUAAGAGUUGUGCAAGACUCCAUGACAACAUAACACAUUCAUUAUUAAUGUUGUUGAAGUCAACCUGUAACACAAUAUCUGUAGACUGGUGGCAAAAGAUCCAAAAGUUGUUCAGGUAUUUGAUAUUUUUGCUACUUUAUUUUUUUUAUGUGAAGAUUAGCGAUUUAUUUAUUAAUGAUAAGUGUUUGCAUGUUCAAACAUGAAGAUACUAGACUUAUAUUUUAUGUAAUAUAGAUAUCUUUAUUCUGUUAACGUUUUAUAUGUAGGGAAUUUUCCAGUCUUCCAACAAAAUCAUUUACAGUUACUGACAAGUUUUACAAUUCAUUAGCACACAAAAAUGACAUACGCUGUCCAAUAUUAUAUGUUUUAUCAUAUUUUUUAAUUAUGAGUAUUUUCUUUAAAACAACAGAGCAUUAGAUAAAACAAUGUCGUUUUCUAUGACAAAUAUGUUUCUUUAAGAAAGCUAACUGCUCAGCUUUUGAGCACAACUGUACAGGAUGCUAUUACACCGUACUGUAGAUAAUGGUUCAAUACUUAUUCUGUUGAUCUAAAUAUAUAUUUACUACAUCAACCUGUCCAACUGGAAAUUCUUCUGUCAAUUCCAGAAAGGGUUUGGAAAGAACUACAUUUUGUGGCAGAAGGAUUCUUUAAUCAAAAAGAAAAAAAAUUUGCAAGAUUUCAGUUUUUGUUUUAUCCAACAUAUCGUCAUUGAUUAAACCCAUUGAUUUUAUAUAUUUAGGGAGAGGGCUUAAAUAGGCUAUGCCUGCUGCCCAAUCCCAUUCACUUUUUGAAUAAAAUAUAGUUUAAAUUAAAUUGAUUAUACUCAUAGGCAAUGUAUUUCAGCCUUGUAAUUUAUGAUACAAGUACUUGAAAGAUUUGGAACUAAUUCAAAUAUUGUUAAAUUCAUUAAUCUGGUUGAUAUUUUUUUUGUAAACAUAACACCGAUUCUUAAAAACAUCUAUAUUGUUUUAUCAGAAAUUUUCUAUAUAAUGAUUGAGUUUUGUUGCAUAUGUUGUGUUGACAUCUGCAAACAAAUCAAGUUUGAUUGUGGAUAAAUCAUGUGUAAAUUUAAGUACAAAAAAGUUAAGUUUACCUCACCGUAACUCAAUAACAAGCUCUAUGACUACAGAUUUUCUUUUAGAAAUCAUAUUAUGCUUCCAAAAAAUUGACAAUACUACAAUUGCACAAAACUCAGGUGUGGACCUGUAAAGCACAUGCCAUAUUGCAAAUAGAAUAAAUUUACUUGGAUUACACUGUGUAUUUCAUUCUUAAGAAAACAAAACAAGAGAAAGCUUUAUACUGCAACACCGUUUUACAUUACGUAAUCUGCUCAGUCUCCAGUAAAAUUAAUUUUAGAAUGAAUUUAUGACCAGGUUUAAUGGCCUGCCUUCUCGGUUGAUUAUAAUUUUGGUGGGUUUAUAUAUAUAAGAAUUCAGAAGGUGCUAUUGAAGGAUGCCGCGUAGGUUUCCAGAGUGAAUGCGGACCAAAAUGUUAUUUCGAGUGUGAAGAGCACAUAUAUAUACAUAUGCAUUGUUAAAAAUAUAUAGGAUUAUGUACUAUUAUAAAUGUUUUAGUAGUACUCAUAUAAUAUGAAUUCAAAUUUUGUGAUAGUAAAAAUUGAUAUUGAUUUGUUAUUAAACCAAUGGUGUGGGGACUUUGUGAUGGUAAUGUGAUAUAUUCCAUUUUCCAAUGCAGAAAACGAAUGUAUUCAGACUUUGGACACUGUUCCAUCGUACUUAGAACUACGAAUGGUAGCCAUUUUAAAUUGGUGAGAUGCGAUACAUUUUGAUAGAAGUUAAUAAAGUAUCUUUAUGAUGAAAA